Messenger RNA from Sorghum bicolor (sorghum), 955 nucleotides. Its product is annotated as non-specific lipid transfer protein GPI-anchored 2. The coding region runs from base 103 to 747 and encodes 214 amino acids. The transcript is spliced from 3 exons. Lineage: Eukaryota; Viridiplantae; Streptophyta; Magnoliopsida; Poales; Poaceae. Gene Ontology annotation, biological process: lipid transport. Gene Ontology annotation, molecular function: lipid binding. The record is from RefSeq and is a predicted model, not a curated record.
AAAGCAGCAGCUCAAAGCACAAACAAACAAGAAACAACACACACGUGCACAGGUGACCGGAUCACAGGAUCCCACAAAAAAAAAAGAGUUCGAGUUCCCGCAAUGGCGUCGUCGUCGCGAGCAAGCAGCAGCAGCAGCUUGGCGCUGGCCGUCGUCGUCCUCCUGGCCGCGCUCCUCCUCCUCCUGGCCGGCCCCGGCGCGGCACAGUCGUCGUCGGCGCCGGCGCCAUCGUCGUCGUCGUCGUCGUCGGGCAGCUGCUUGACGGAGAUAGUGAGCCUGUACCCGUGCCUGAGCUACAUGUCGAGCACGUCGUCGUCGUCCAAGCCCAGCGCGUCGUGCUGCUCCGCGCUGUCCGGCGUGGUGGCGUCCAGCCCGCGGUGCCUGUGCACGGUGCUCGGCGGCGGCGCCGCCUCGCUCGGCGUCACCGUCAACAGCACGCGCGCGCUCGAGCUCCCCGGCGCAUGCAGCGUCGAGACGCCGCCGCCCAGCGAGUGCAAGUCCGUCGGGGUACCCGUGCCGUCGUCGUCGUCGUCGCCGGCCACCACCACACCAUCCACAACGACUCCGGCGAGCCCAGCGGCGGCGUCUGUGCCAGCUGCUCCCGCUGCAGCUGGAACUGGCGGGAUGAAGGCGACGCAGCAGACCGCGGAAUCCUCCGGCGGGAGCACCACCGGCGGCAAGGCCACGUCGGUUUUCCCCGUCGCCGUCGUCGUGCUCUCGGUAGCAGUCGCGCUACUCCAUGCUUGAUUAAUUAUUUCUGGAUGUGCUUCUCGUCUGACGUACUCUUGUAUAUGGAUGUAUCCAUUGCAUCUUUGUUUUAAUUUGGUGUCUUUUAAUUGUUGCUGGAGUGUUUUUAUCCAGGUCAUGCGCUGUGUACAGAGAGUUGUGUAUUCAUAAUUAUUGUUUUGAUCAGUAACAGUAAUAAUCAGGUUUAUGCAUGUCUUGGUUUUUCUUU